Messenger RNA from Necator americanus (New World hookworm), 426 nucleotides. RefSeq lists its product as uncharacterized. The coding region runs from base 1 to 426 and encodes 141 amino acids. Gene Ontology annotation, cellular component: cell surface. NCBI's taxonomy places the organism in Eukaryota, Metazoa, Nematoda, Chromadorea, Rhabditida, Ancylostomatidae. The record is from RefSeq and is a predicted model, not a curated record. The transcript is spliced from 3 exons.
AUGCUAGCAUUUUUGCUGCUACUGGUCCUCAGCCUGGCCUGUUCUUCAACAGCUCUACUAGGAAUCGGACAGACGCAAUCCGUUGCCGUUGCAGGACGACUGAUUUGUAACGGAAUGCCAGCGGCAGGCGUUAAAGUGAAAUUGUACGAGAAAGAAUCCACGUUCGACGUGAAAUUGGCUGAAAGUGAGACGAAUCAAAACGGUGAAUUCGUACUUUCGGGCUCAAAAACGGAAAUCACCACAAUCGACCCUAAAGUGAAUAUCUACCAUACAUGUAAUUAUAGUGGUUUAUGUUACCGAAAAUUUGGCAUCACCAUACCGGACAACUACAUUAGCGCCGGCACCAAUCCACAGCAGACAUUCGACAUCGGAACGAUUAAUCUCGCGAAUCAAUUUACUGGUGAAACUAUAGACUGUAUGAAUUGA